AGAAGAAGAAGAAGAAGAAGAAGAAGAAGAAGAAGAAGCAGCAGCGUCAGGACAUGCCCGAUGUCUUAAAACCGCUCCCAGAUCAGCCCUGUUGGAGAGUAUUUAUGGGACUGCGGCUGUGCCCCGCUAACGCCAAAAGACCCGCUGAAAUUCAAAGUUAGAGGAGGAGGAGACUUAAAGCUCAUAAACAGUAAGAAGGUUGUUUCUCUUCUCCCGUCAGUUAGUGCCAGCCUGUUUCAAACACUGACGUUUUCAACAGACUUCUUCUCAGCUCAGUAUGGAAGCUGGCGAGGAGAACAGUGGCAACGCCAACUUGAAGAGACAGAGAGCACCUCUGUCAGAUUCUGACGAAAAUGUCCUAUCACCAUCAGGGAUGAAUGAUGGCCAGAAGCGGCGGCGUCUGGAGGCAGCAGGUCAAGAGAACCAAAGCCCCAUACCAUCCAGCUCCGGACGCCUUGCUGAGCUAGGGAUGAAGCCAGAUACACCAAUGGUUCCCUCAGUCUGGUCCAGAGUCCAGCAGCUCACUCAGAUAAGAGAAGGAGCUCCACUGGGCCAGAGGUGCCUGUCAGAUCCUGGGGCUGACAGCCCAACAGCCAUCAUCCUUGACAAGGGCUUCAAAGAGCAUCUCCUUGGUGAGGGAGAAUUCAGUCAGCGAAUGGAGAGGUUUAAAAUGCCAGUCUUCCAGGCUGGCCCCACACUGAGCCCGGCCAGCCUCUGCCCUCGAACCCACUCCAACUUAGUAUCUGGCAUUCAUCAGAAACUCCAAGGAACGACAACGCCCAGCUCCAAGCAGGCCUCUCGCAUGCGCCAGGAACGGGAGCAGGAGUUGAACUUGCUACAUUUCCAACCAAUCAGUGAGAACGCCUGGUUAAAGAGGAGCAGCUCUGAUCCCUCAUUGGCUCAGCAGGGAAGGACUCCUCCUGGCCCCUCAUCUCCCUCCUCCUGGAUCCCUAGCUCUAGAAGGAGAGUUCAUUGGCCUCCCAUGCAGCCCCUGGAUCAGGUUGAUGGGGAUGUUGAGAUGAGAGAUGGCAGCUUCACUGAAGUUCUUACAUCAAGUGCAGAUAAUCCACCUGUAAAUACAACAGGUGAAAGGGCAGGUUGUGACUCUGAAGCCCCAGCAGCAACAGUAGAGCUGAAAUGCUCCAUUGAAGGACAGCUGCACAUGGAAGGGAAAGAAAACACUCAUCAGAGUAAAGAAUUCAUUAAGGAGAGUGACCGAAAGGCUUUGGUGGGAAAUGAAGAGGAGCGACUGGGGGACGAAGAACCAGAGACUGUAUUAGAAUUGUCUUUUAGUGAGGAUCAGAGUUUCUCCAAAACAUCCUUCAAUGAUGAACAGAGAGUGUCUGACGAUGAACUGAUGCUCAUAGAAACAACUGGUCCACACGAGUCUAACAAGAAGGAAAACGAUGAGGUUUCCAUUGUAAGGGAACAGAGCAGGGCUGAAAUUUUUUCAUUUGAAGAUGAAACAAUGGAUGAUGAGUCUUCAUACAAUGACGAGGAGAUUGAGCCCUCAACAGAUGAGGAGUGUAGGUUGUGGAAAUAUCCUCAGUACAAGGCAUGCAAAAAGGAACAGUCUGUCAUGUCUGAACAGCUGCAGGAGGAUUUGUGUGCUGAAGAGGAGGAAGCAGAUUUGCAAUCAUUCGGGGAAGAGGAGAAAGGCUUUGGCAGUGUUGCAGGUCACCGUGAUCCCUCUGACAUCCAGGAAUUUGAAUGUUGUUUGGGUGAUGUCUCUGCUGAGAUUGCCGGUUCCUCUGAACUGCAGGAAUAUGAGAAAUCUAGACCAGAGGAGGACUCUCACAAGGCAUCUCCUUUUGAAGAUGUGACUCUGAUAGCAAAACGGACAGAUUAUAUAGAGCUUCAGAGAAAAACUGAGAAUGUAGCACAACCAAAGGCAGAGGCUUAUGACGAGCCUGUAGACAUUGCUAUAAAUAAUUCAGCUCUGAGUUUAACAGAGGUCCAGGUGUCGGGAUGCAUUUUGACAGAGGACAUGGAGCAAGAAGCAUUAGAUGAAAGGCAGGGUGUUAUAAACAGGCCGCCAGACGAUACUCACAAGGCAGAAGGAGGAGAGAGCUUAAAGAAAGUUGCCUUUGUCCUGGAGCCUGAGCUAAUCAAUGACUCAUCGCAAUCUGAUGCUAGGACCUCUUUGGGGUCCCGGGCAGUGACGAGCAUGUCAGAUGCUGAGCUUAGCUCACAUGAUGAGACCGAUACCACUGAAAUAAUUGACCGCAUGUUCGAGGAGGUGCUCCAAUAUGCUGGAAGGAUGGAGGAAGAGAGAGGGGAUGAUGAAGGGGCAGAGGACCGCGAUAGUGGCAUUGGUGCUUCCACAGGAGACCAGCAUAGAAUGGACACAGAAUCUGAGAAGCUGAAAGGUGAAAAAGAGGAAAAGGCCAAAGAAGAGUGUGAUGAGAGCAAGAAGCUUGAAAGCAAUGGAGAUGAGCUGCUCACUUUCCCUCCUUGUGGCAUCCUCUCUCCUCUCAGCAAGUCGGUGGAGGCUGUGGUCACCCCUCUGCGACUAGCUGCAAGUCAACAAUCCAAUCCUCCAUCCCUGCUCUUGACUCCAGAAGACACCCCCACCCCUCCUGUUGAAUCUGCUCCUCUGUACAGUAUUGACGCCUAUCGUACACAAGUGCAGAGUAAGCUACCCUCCAUUCAGCGCAUCACACCCGGGGCUCAGAGGCCAGCUCCAGAGAAGUCACACCCUCAACGCUCUGUCAACACCAAGGAGAGAAUCACAGCUCUGAAUGAGGAAGCAGGGAAGCUGCAGAAUGUGAUCAACCAGACCCUGCAGGCUCUGAGCUGUUGUACUGAUGAGGAGCACGGACGAGGCUCGUUGGAGGAGGCUGAAGCUGAGAAACUCCUGCUGGUCUCUUGUGAGAAACGCUCUGCCCUGCUGGCGGAGGUGUCCAGACUCAGGGAGGAGAGGAACUCUGAGCUUGGAGAGGUAGCAGGGGAGGAUGGGGAGUAUGUUUCCCAGCAGCCCUGCAGAGGGACCAUCAGCAUCACAAACAUCCAGCUACCGCUUAAGGUUGAAUUUGUCUGCUCCUCCCACAGCCGCACAGGUCGGCCAAGUCACUACUUUUUCAUCCUGAUCCGCUACGGGCCCUGCAACAUCAUCGCCACCCCACUGGCCACAGCUACUGAUGCUCAGAACGGAGACACCAUCUCCUUCCCCACCUCUGUAACUCUGAAGGACAUCCGCUCAUCCUUCGAGAUUGAUGUAGAAGUCUACAGUCUGUCCCACACUUCAGCUGGUAAUCAGAGCAUGGACCGGAACACCACCAAGUCCAGAGUUACACCGAGAAAACUUCUCAACACUAUCACGCAGAGAUCCAGUAACACUCUGGCAUCUGCUUCUCUGCCUGCUCUCAACACUCGUCGCUCCAGUAACUUUAGUCUCGUGGGCUCUCAUAAGAUCACCUUGGCCUCACUGGGACUCAGCAAGUUCCCUCUGGAUAAGAUGAAACUUGAAGGCAAAAUCAGGAGGCUGCUGGGAGAUGAAUUUCAGGAAAAGGUGCCUUUCCUCUCUCCUCUAGAGGGCAACAUCUAUUUACGACUGGACAGCCAGAGUCACUCUAAUGUGCAGCACCAAGGCUUCCUGACGAUAUUUGAGUUGAUCAGUGGAUAUGGGGUGUGGCAUCGCAGAUAUUUUGUCCUGGAGAGUUGCAGAAUGUACUACUGGAACCACCCCAAUGAUCGAGAAACCAAGGAGGCAGAGGGCAGCAUCUCUCUGUCCAGCUCUCCCAGUCAGUGUGUCAGGCCUGUCAAGAGGUACUCGUGUGCUCGACCUUUCACCUUUGAGCUGGUGAGCAACAUCCCAAAUCAGCAGCAGGACGACAACCAGGAAGCCUUAGCCAAGUGUUGGUUUUCAGCCGACACCAAACAGGAGAGAUUGGACUGGAUGGAGAAACUCAACCAAGUUCUUUUGGACUUUCACACGUGGAACCGAACGUCAGCGACCCAAACAGAAAGUCAGCAGUCAAACGCGUUGAGCAGUGGGAACUUGAGAGAGAGCAUUCUGUAACAUCACUAAACCCAACAUACAAAUGUGUAGUUCUGACUGUCUGAGUCCAUGAAAGCAUCCUGGAAACAGCUUUUAUAUGGCUCCUAGAUUAUUAGUCUCAGAGCUACAGGAGAUGAGCUUAGACUCUGUUUCACUGUUGAAUCCACACAGCCAAAUUCUACACACAGAACCAGGCAAAACGUGAUGCAUCUCAUGUUGAUUUAUCUUAGGAUAUAUUUAUAUAGAUACACUAAUAAAUAUUAAAGGAGAAGGAAAUUUUUAACUCUACUAAAAUGAUGGAUGAGAAUGUAUUUGAAAUGGCAGGGAAAUAUUGUAGGAAAUCUAGUUUUCGAAUGGGAGCUUCUCCAAGUCAUUUAGACACUACCUAUUUCUGUUUAUUGGUCAGGGCACAAUCAAUCCAUUCUAAAUAGAAGUAAAUGUUUUUUUUGUUCCACUGAACCAAUACAUAUUUGGCUGUUAAUUACUAAAGAAACAACAAAUCUAUUGUAGGCAUGUGUCACUGGUGUCUUGGGGUUGUGCCCUGAAGUGUUCAGUCAUAUUCCAUAGUCCAUGAUUUGUGUUGCUGCACAUAUAAAGCCAUGUUAUAUAUGUAAUGCACCACGUGACAGAAGGGGUGAGGUAAAAGAACUCCAGUGAUGAUGCUGCUAAAAUGAAUGUAGUUCUUUCUGAUGUUCUGUUUUCUCAUGUAUUUCCACCUAUCAGUCUGUCACUUUGUUAUAAAUGUGAUUCAAUUAUCAUUCUAUGCACUUCAUGGAAGGUACCAAUAAAAAAAAUGAAAUGGCUACAAA
Molecule: messenger RNA, 4809 nt
Organism: Scophthalmus maximus (turbot)
Lineage: Eukaryota; Metazoa; Chordata; Actinopteri; Pleuronectiformes; Scophthalmidae
Gene: anln2
Exons: 25
Coding region: 278-4021 (1247 amino acids)
Biological process (GO): mitotic cytokinesis; septin ring organization; actomyosin contractile ring assembly
Cellular component (GO): actomyosin contractile ring
Source: RefSeq, a predicted model, not a curated record